AUGUGGCAGCUUGAAGGGGCAAAAUGCAGCUUCCUGUUAUGCCUGGGAAUGAGUAUUAUUAUUUGUUCCGUUAUUUACUUGAGGGUCAGUAUACCGACAGCACCCAAGCCUUCAGAGCCUUCAAGCUGCAGGCCCUUUUGCCCUGAAUGUGAAGCUGUCCUGCCCGGCACUGAGAUAGGAGACGAAUGGCUCCGCCGUGACUGCCAGGUGGAAAGCUAUAUCCUGAAUAGUCAACUGCAGUGUUCCAAUUUGGCCAGAGAGCUGCACUUCAUCACAAGACCUCUGAGCCGUGAGGAGGAAGACUACCCUUUAGCAUUUAUUUUGACUGUUCACAAAGAGCUGGAGGUUUUUGUGCGCCUGCUGCGGGCCAUUUACAUGCCACAGAAUGUCUACUGUAUUCAUGUGGAUGCUAAGGCUCCAUGGGAGUACCAGGAGGCCAUACGGAAGCUAGUCAGCUGCUUUCAAAACACUUUCCUCUCCAGCCACAGCGAGACGGUGACCUACGCUGGGUUUUCCCGUCUGCAAGCAGAUGUGAACUGCAUGAGGGAUCUUGCCCAGUCCAAGAUAGGCUGGAGGAAGGUGGUGAAUCUGUGUGGACAGGAUUUCCCUGUCAAAAGCAACCUGGAACUGGUGCAGUACAUGCAGAGCAAAGAGUGGAGGGACAGAAACAUGACGCCUGGGGUGAAGCAGCCGGUGCAUAUGAGGCACAGGACAGAGUUUGAGCACCUUGAGAUCACAGGCUUACAUGUUGUUCUGAAAAGGAUGGGGCUGAAGAAAAGUCCUCCUCCACAUAAUCUGCAAGUUUACUUUGGAACAGCCUACUAUGCUCUCACGAGGCCCUUUGUCUAUUUUGUUCUAAAAAGCCCAAUAGCACAGGAUCUCUUGGAGUGGUCCAAAGACACGUUCAGCCCAGAUGAGCACUACUUCGUGACACUCAACCACGUCAAAGAAGCUCCAGGCAGCCACAUAAAUGGAGAAUGGGAAGGAGACAUCCGGUCAAUCAAGUGGAAGGAUCAAGAGGGGAGUACACAUAACGGCUGCAAAGGGCACUACGUACGAGGCAUCUGUAUCUAUGGAAUACAGGACCUGCCUUGGAUCAUUGAAAGGAACAGCAUGUUUGCCAAUAAGUUUGCGAGAGACUCCUUUCCUGAGGUGCUGGACUGUCUGGAGCAGUGGCACAGAAACAAGGUGCUCAGCCAGUCGACUGUUCCCAUAGAGCCAUCAUGGCUGCUGGCUACACGGAGCAACUCAAGCAGCAGCAGCUACUUUAACAGCAGCGCUCAAGCAUGA
Molecule: messenger RNA, 1290 nt
Organism: Limanda limanda (common dab)
Lineage: Eukaryota; Metazoa; Chordata; Actinopteri; Pleuronectiformes; Pleuronectidae
Gene: gcnt7
Product: glucosaminyl (N-acetyl) transferase family member 7
Exons: 4
Coding region: 1-1290 (429 amino acids)
Cellular component (GO): membrane
Molecular function (GO): acetylglucosaminyltransferase activity
Source: RefSeq, a predicted model, not a curated record